AUGGGGAACUCGGGCAGCUCGAACAAGAUAUCUGCACAGGACCGGUACGUUCUCCCCGAAGCCAGUGAAUCUGCCGCCAGCUCACUCACUGAUAGUGCGAUACUGGACAUGAAGAACCAGCGAGAUAAGCUUCAGCAGUACCAGAAACGCAUCGCGGUGAUUACCUCUCGAGAGCACGAUAUUGCGAAGGAAUGCUUGCGGACUGGCAAUAAGCAGAGAGCUUUAUUGGCAUUACGGCGCAAGAAGUAUCAAGAGUCGCUAUUGGCCAAGACAGACCAACAACUGGCGCAGUUGGAGGCGUUGACGAGCGAUGUGGAGUUUGCGCUUGUUCAGAAGGAUGUGGUGUAUGGACUACAACAGGGCACGGCGGUGUUGAAGGAGAUACAUAAAGAGAUGGGCGGCCUGGAGAAGGUGGAGAUGAUUAUGGGCGAGAGUGAAGAGGCCCAGGCAUAUCAGAAGGAAAUCAACGAGAUGCUAGGCGGCAAGAUGUCCAACCAGGACGAAGACGAGGUGGAGGAUGAGCUCGAGGCUAUGGAGAGAGAAGCCGCUGCCGUACCAAGCAUGCCGGACGCGCCAACAGCUGUCAGAGAAGACCUGCCAGACGUACCGCAGGAGACGCCAGAAGAGAAAGCGAAAAGACGGCGGAAAGAAAGGGCAGCGCGGCAGUCAGAGCCGAUUGCUGCAUGA
Molecule: messenger RNA, 687 nt
Organism: Saxophila tyrrhenica
Lineage: Eukaryota; Fungi; Ascomycota; Dothideomycetes; Mycosphaerellales; Extremaceae
Gene: VPS20
Product: Vacuolar protein sorting-associated protein 20
Exons: 2
Coding region: 1-687 (228 amino acids)
Biological process (GO): late endosome to vacuole transport via multivesicular body sorting pathway; vesicle budding from membrane
Cellular component (GO): multivesicular body; ESCRT III complex
Source: RefSeq, a predicted model, not a curated record